Molecule: messenger RNA, 1601 nt
Organism: Echinops telfairi (small Madagascar hedgehog)
Lineage: Eukaryota; Metazoa; Chordata; Mammalia; Afrosoricida; Tenrecidae
Gene: DOHH
Product: deoxyhypusine hydroxylase
Exons: 5
Coding region: 184-1092 (302 amino acids)
Biological process (GO): peptidyl-hypusine biosynthetic process
Molecular function (GO): deoxyhypusine monooxygenase activity
Source: RefSeq, a predicted model, not a curated record
CGCCCCCAGAGCGCUUUGCCUCCGACGCGGCUGGUGAGGCGACCGCGCCGGACGUGCGCUCUGACAGCUGGCCGGGACCCCUCAGCAGGUCGAGGCUGUCCGGUCAGCCGUCUCGCCGGGAAGUCCACCUAGCCGCUGUAGACCCUCCUGCCAGCGCAUCCCCGGGCAGGUGACCCUGGCACCAUGGUGACUGAGCAGGAGGUGGACACCAUCGGGCGCACGCUGGUGGACCCCCAGCAGCCCCUGCAGGCACGCUUCCGGGCGCUCUUCACCCUGCGAGGGCUGGGCGGGGCUGGCGCCAUCAGCUGGAUCAGCCGGGCCUUCAUGGACGACUCUGCCCUGCUCAAGCACGAGCUGGCCUACUGCCUGGGGCAGAUGCAGGAUGAGAGGGCCAUCCCAGUGCUGCUGGACGUGCUACGGGACACGUGCCAGGAGCCCAUGGUGCGCCACGAGGCAGGGGAGGCGCUGGGAGCCAUUGGAAACCCAAAAGUUCUAGAGACUCUGAAGCAGUACUCCAGCGACCCCGUGAUCGAGGUGGCAGAGACGUGCCAGUUGGCGGUGCGCCGCCUGGAGUGGCUGCAGCAGCACCGCGGGGAGCCAGCCGCCGGGCCUUACCUGUCGGUGGACCCGGCCCCGCCGGCCGAGGAGCGCGACGUGGGGCGGCUCCGGGAGGCCCUGCUGGAUGAGACCCUGCCGCUCUUCGAUCGCUACCGGGCCAUGUUCGCCCUGCGCAACGCCGGCGGUGAGGAGGCGGCCCUGGCCCUGGCUGACGGCCUGCGCUGCGGGAGCGCGCUCUUCCGCCACGAGGUGGGCUACGUGCUGGGCCAGCUGCAGCACGAGGCGGCCGUGCCCCAGCUGACAGCGGCGCUGGCCCGCCUGGCCGAGAGCCCCAUGGUGCGGCACGAGUGCGCCGAGGCCCUGGGCGCCAUCGCCCGGCCCGCCUGCCUGGCCGCGCUGCGGGCGCACGCCGAGGACCCCGAGCGCGUGGUGCGGGAGAGCUGCGAGGUGGCCCUGGACAUGUACGAGCACGAAAGCGGACAGGCCUUCCAGUACGCGGACGGGCUCGAGCGCCUGCGCCAGGCGCCCUCCUAAGCCCACCCCAGAGGCCCCGCCCCAGGAGCCUUGCCUCCCUCCUCCUGGAGCUCCGCCCCCGCUGCCCCUCCUAGGGACACACUCCUCUGGAAAGCCACACCCAUGGUGAUGGGCACCGCCCCAUAUUGGAGGCUCCCCCUUCCCCUAGAAGCAUGCCCUGGGGGCUGGGACACUGGAAUUUUUCAGAUGCCACCAGAGCUGCCUGGAUUUUGGUGUAUCUACCCAAUGUGUGCAACUGGCUCACUCCCCAUGCCCCUUGCUCUCUCCAUCUCGGAGGGGCCCUGCCAGGACACUUGGUACGCCGUCCGCAGCCUAGCACUGGGCUGCCCGUGUCAGGGUGUCGGGGUACAGGGUUGGGACUCUGAGAUAGGGCGCAGCUGCCUCUUAGAAGAAGGAAUGUGGUCCCCCGGGGUGGCGUGGGUACCCAUCCCCAGGUAGUAGUGACCAGGCCCAGUGGGUGUGGGGAGGUACUCUUGGGCAGUGGAGUAUUAAAUUAUUUUUGCCAACUA